This is a messenger RNA of Rubroshorea leprosula, 674 nucleotides long. NCBI's taxonomy places the organism in Eukaryota, Viridiplantae, Streptophyta, Magnoliopsida, Malvales, Dipterocarpaceae. The record is from the annotation of a GenBank genome assembly.
AAUAUUUAAAUAACCCUAAAAAAAGAAAGUUUGGAAAAUUUUAACGGAAAGUUCGCCGAAGUCUCGAACCAGUCGCAUCCUCUUCUUUACUCUUUUCCACCUCCGUAGUUCAUUUCUAGCAAAUUUCUCCACCCGCGCGCGCCUUCAGAUUCAGCUUUGAGCAUUGGAAAGAAAAGUUGUUUUAUCCAAUGGAUACGUGCCUAGAUGGAAAGCUAGAAGACUCUAUUGCCCAAAAUCAUAGCUAUACUAUACUUCAACAUGCAGAAGAAAAUCCAAUUGCCAAUGAGUUCGUGAAGUUAUAUCUUAAUGAUCUCAGGGACUUGGCUUAUGAUAUGGAGGACAUACUUGAAGAGUUUGUGAUUGAUGCCAAGAGGUCUAAAUUGAUUGCAAAAUCUAAAGAAAGACCUAGCAAGCGACAAAGAAUCACCUCCAGUGUCAAGAAUUUUUUUACCUCUAAUAAGGCUAAACCCAAUCAAGAGAUUAAUUCCUUGGUGAAGGAUCUGAGUGGUAGAUUGCAAAAAAUUGAUAAUGUGAUGCGAAGUUUAAACCUGACCAAUUUGGCUUUAAAACUUGAAGAUAAGUCUCGCAAAGUGGCUGUAAAAAAAACUACUUGAGUCUUCUCUUCUUGAAGAUAAGGUGUGGGGUUGAGAUUAAGAUAAAGAUGCUAUUCUUCA